ACAUGGCCGCGCCCAGUGUUUGGAGCAUGGAAUGAAGGCAUGAAUUCAGUAGAUUUCACGUAAACGUUUAACAGUAAAUCUGUGAUUAAUGUAUGUAUACCACAUAGAAACAGUAAUAUUCGACUACCUGAUUACCAUGUGAGAAGAGUAGAGUGGUCCGGUGCGGUACUAUGGACAUGGAAACAGCAGGGCCGGUGGUGCUGGACACAUUGUCCAGGGCGUGCAGCCAGGACGCCAGUGUACUGAAGCCUGCAGAGCAUCAACUACAGCAGUGGGAGACACAGCCAGGAUUCUACUCCAUCGUUGCUAGAAUAUUUAGUAACCAUGAUAUCGACACCAACGUGCGGUGGUUGGCUGUGCUGUACUGUAAGAAUGGCAUUGACAGGUACUGGAGGAAGACGGCUCCACAUGCGCUGGCAGAAACAGAGAAGGAUCUCAUCCGUAAACAACUCAUCUCCAACUUCAAUGAACCAGUGCCACAGGUAGCGACUCAAGUAUCAGUGUUGACGGCAAAGGUCGCUCGUCUCGACUGCCCCCGGGGAUGGCCGGAGCUUAUUCCUACAGUUCUACAAGCUGUGCGAUGUAACGACCAGUUGGUCCAGGAGAGGGCGCUGCUCACGCUGCAUCAUGUGACCAAAAUGCUGGCAUCUAAACGACUAGCAGCAGAUAGGAAAAUGUUUGAAGAUGUGACAAAGGAAAUCUUCGGCUAUGUACUGAGUCUGUGGAACGGCCACCUGUCCCACUUCCUGCAGCUGGCAGGCAGCCAUGAUGAGGGCAUGAUGGUGGCGGUAGACCGCUGCAUACUCACGCUCAAAAUUUUAAGGAAGCAGACAGCAUUUGGAUUCCGUGAACUUCACACAAACCCAGAAUCAGUUAACUUCCUUGGCUCCAUCUUCCCCCACCUGGAGGCCAUGUUGGACUGUCGGCGGAGUCUGUGGGGUCACCAUAGUGUUGUGGAGAAGUGUGAGCGGGUCAUUGUCACCUUGACCAAGAUACUCCUAGAUGUCCUCACCAUGCAUCCCAACUCGUUCCUCGGCUACAUCAAAACUACCCUGCAGUUUGUGGUCAAAUACAACUUCACAGAGAAAGGUCUUCUGUUUGAACGAUUUGCCGUCAACUGCUUCAAUCUGAUGAAAGGGAUCCUGUUCAGUGAAACCUACAAGCCCCGUAAAUCUGUUCAAGAACAGGAAACAGUGAGUCAGAUUAGUAUGGAAGCUCAUCUGAUGGUGAAGGAGUUCUUUACGUUCCAAAUGUUGGCGGAGAUAUGUCGUCGCCUGGUGCUCCAGUACUUCCUGUUGACAACAGAUGACCUGACCACCUGGGACGCAGAUGCCGAGGAGUUCUGUCAGGAAGAAGGAGGGGACUCAUUCAAAUAUUCUCUACGGCCAUGCACAGAGGUGCUGUUCCUGACAAUCUUCAAGGAGUUCCGACUCUCACUUACCCCCAUACUCAUGGAAAUGGUACAGUCCAUUCACGGACCAUGUGACCCUGAUAGUCUGGAGGCCAUUUUGAAAAAAGAUGCAAUUUACAAUGCUGUUGGUCUGGCGUCCUAUGAUCUCUAUGACGACAUAGACUUUGACAACUGGUUUUCAUCUACCCUCUUGGGAGAACUGCGAGUUAAGAAUGACAGCUACCGGAUCGUGAGGAAGCGUGUCAUCUGGUUGAUUGGUCAGUGGGUGAGUGUGAAGCUGUCGGUGAAGCUGCGGCCGACGCUGUAUGAAGCCAUCCUGUCAGUCUUGCGGACAGAGGAGGAUCUGGCCGUCAGACUGGAGGCCGCUGCAACACUGAGGAGUGCUGUUGAUGACUUUGAAUUCAACCCGGAACAGCUACUACCGUAUGUGGAGCCUCUGUUCUCACACCUCUUCCAACUGCUCACACAUGUCAGGGAAUGUGACACAAAGAUGCAUGUGCUCCAUGUCUUCUCGUUUGUGAUAGAGAGGAUGGGGGCCAUGAUCCGUCCCUACACAGCGGCACUGCUGCAGUAUCUGCCCGGCCUCUGGCAGGAGUCGGCUGACCACAACAUGCUCCGCUGUGCCAUCUUGUCUACACUCAUACACCUCGUACAGGGUUUUGGGUCCAUGUGCACCAACUUCCAUGACUUCCUGCUGCCUGUGAUACACCUGAGUACCGAUGUCACCCAGGACCCCCACGUGUACUUGCUGGAAGAUGGCCUUGACCUUUGGCUUAUGACCUUGCAUCACUCUCCGCUCCUCACUGAAGGCCUCCUGAAACUCUUCAACAACAUGCCUUCAUUGCUAGAGCUGGGCACAGAGAACCUUCGGGUGUGCCUGAAGAUCAUCGAGGCGUACAUCUUGCUAGGCCCCAGGGACUUCAUGCAGCACUUCCACAGUGUGCUGGUGUCGAGCCUGUCCAGUCUGAUGACCGACAUCCGGGCCGAGGGCCUCAUCCUGAUCCUCCGUUUGAUCGAACUUGUCUUUCGAGCAUUCCCUGCGGAUGGACCACGUCUCUUCUCCCCUAUGCUGCCAGGACUGCUGAAGGAUAUUCUGGCUCCUGAAGAGAAUCCCAUGCUGAUGUCCAUGUACCUGUCUCUGUUCAGUCGAGUGCUGCUCCAGAACCAGGAACUGAUGUGGUCCGUGUUGGAGCAGACGGCACCUCACCUAGGACAGGACAGCCAGCAGGCACUGGGGAAGCUCCUUGAUCUGUGGUGUGACAAGAUGGACUGGGUCUCCCAGCCCGAGCGUAAGAAAAUCUGUGCUCUUGCCCUGUCAUCACUCCUUACAGUCAACCUCAGCACGGUGGUGGAAAAGUUCUCUAGCAUCAUCAACAUGUGUGUCGAGGUCCUCCAUGACGUGUGCCGCCAGGACGAGGUGACAGGUGUGCAGAUCGACUUCCUGGUGAUGGGUGACCAGGAUGGACCCCCGGAGUCCGGGAUGGAGGGCGACCAAGAAGAUAACGAACAUGAGAGGAGGAAGAAGAUGCUUUCUCGUCAGGAUCCUGUUCACUCUGUGUCUCUGAAGGACUACAUGGUGUCACAGCUCACACAAUGUCAGCAGAGUCACGGACAAGUCAACUUUGACCGGCUCAUGGAGUCUGUGGACCCGGACAUCAGCUCACAGCUAAGAAUGUUCUGUGCCUGAGCUGUCGUGGGACAAGUGGCAGUGGAAUGUUCUGUGCACAUGUGGCCACACCAAGUCACAUCAGAGGAGGUCCAUGCCUGACUACUCUGUUGUGUCCAUGUCAGCUUGCACCGGAGUAUGUUCUGCUCUCGAGUGAUCCAACUUGCACCGGAGUAUGUUCUGCUCCCGAGUGAUCCGACUUGCACCUGAGUAUGUUCUGCUCCCGAGUGAUCUGACUUGCACCUCAAUAUUCAGUGACUUGUGUGGCUAAUUAAUUGGCUAAGGCCAGCAACCAAUAAGUUAUUCGUUUUAUCCAAACUGUAACAAGAUGAAUGACCUUUUACACAACAAGACAAACGGUAACAAAGUUAUCGUUACCAGUGCACACAACUUGUUUUGAGUUAGAUAUUUCUAAUUGAAACCUUGAUCCAUCUUUCACACCAGCCGCCUCUCAGUAUGGUAAAGUGAGAAGAGAGGCAAUUGUGACAUGACUUUCAAGACUGUAAAACAACCAAAACAUGACAUCUGUACAGGCAAGCUUGGUUCUUCAGGACAGUGACUAGCCAGUCAGAUAGCUGGAUAUUUAACAAGUCAUGACAACACAAUUUACUGUUCAUGUAAUAGUUAUGCUCAUAAUGAAUAUGGAGGCAGUUAUUGGUGAUUUGAAUACUCUUCUGUUAAGGUAGAAUUUUAUGUCAAAAUAUGGAGGCCAUGAAUAUACGGGACAAGCACCCUGUCGUGUGUACCCAUUUCAGCAUGGUUCUGCUUCCAUGUGAUGGACAACCAGGACCCUUUUCCACUAAUAUUUCAGCAUGGCUUUGCUGCAGCGACACGGAAGAAAUAGGACUACUGGAGGCCGACUGAAGAGGUACAGUGAAACCUGGCAAUUGGCUGUUCACUGUUUGGAAUGUUUGUAUAUACUACACAAAAGAAGUUAAGGACCACCCGAUUCUUUCAUAUUACUAAAGUUAUAUGUGUCAUACCAGGACAGAUUAACAAUAGUAAUGUUAACCAAUCGGGUGAUCCUUAACUUCUUUUAAGUAGUAUAAAAUAAAAGGGUCUUUGUUAUAUGGGAGUGGUUCUGUCCAGAUUAUCAGUGUUAACACUGUACAUAGUAUUAAUAUCCCAGGGAUCUGCUGUUCUCAUGGAGCUUAUGUAGGGAUACCCAAUUGUCAUGCUUGUAAUGGACAGCUCAGUUGAUGGUGAAUUAUUUCCAGGAGUUAUGUGUGGUGCGUAACAUGAGGAAGUUAUUGGAGUUGUAUGUUUCUACAUACAUGAUAUUGUUGCAUGGGCCUGUAAACCUGAAGUAUGUGAUGAUAUUGUUGAUGAUGUUGUUAUGGGUAUACGUUGAAGUAUAUACAGAGGCCUUGUUUCCACGUGUACAAUAUGGUGUAUUUCUUGUACAUACUUUAUUUCUGUCAUGUAUAAAUUCUGAAUGUAACUCAUGUACAGGGAUAUGUUUCAUGUUGUGAGAAUAAAGAAACAAACAUUCA
Haliotis rufescens (red abalone) is the source of this 4570-nucleotide messenger RNA. RefSeq names its product importin-11-like. The transcript is spliced from 27 exons. Lineage: Eukaryota; Metazoa; Mollusca; Gastropoda; Lepetellida; Haliotidae. Gene Ontology annotation, cellular component: nuclear envelope; cytosol. The coding region runs from base 171 to 3098 and encodes 975 amino acids. Gene Ontology annotation, biological process: protein import into nucleus. The record is from RefSeq and is a predicted model, not a curated record. Gene Ontology annotation, molecular function: small GTPase binding.